Daphnia pulex (common water flea) is the source of this 959-nucleotide messenger RNA. Its product is annotated as serine protease inhibitor Kazal-type 1-like. The transcript has 3 exons. Bases 582 to 944 code for a protein of 120 amino acids. The record is from RefSeq and is a predicted model, not a curated record. Gene Ontology annotation, molecular function: protein binding; serine-type endopeptidase inhibitor activity. NCBI's taxonomy places the organism in Eukaryota, Metazoa, Arthropoda, Branchiopoda, Diplostraca, Daphniidae.
UUUUAUUUAACAUUUUUAUAGUGAGUUUUAGAUAAUAAUGAAUAUAGUUUUGUUAUCCAAACAAUAUUCAAACUGUGUGAUUUCUUUCUCAUCAAAAGAAAUUUUAAACUUUUUGCGCAAAUCAGAGUUAUGGUUUAUCAUCGCCUCAUGGGUUAUUGCUAUUGGCUGUAUAGUGCCUACUAUCGCUAUGGUCGUCCUCUUAAUUAUUAUGACCUUUCUUAAUUAUCAACAGCCAUUGAUAUGCCGUCUUAUUAAUUGCCUCAGGUCCCUCAGGUGCAGUGGCCCAUCAACUGCCGUUAUAAACUCUUGUUUUGCUACCUAUUAUUCAUCAACCCAUUUCAUCAGAGAUUAAUGAUCUUUUGACUAUUAAAUUACAGUUUCUCAUUGUGCUAGGAACCGAUUGAUGAGGCUUGGUGUUUACACUAUCAAAACGGACCUAUAAAAGUCUCUGGGAUAUACGACCCAGUUAUCCUCAUAUUGUCAACCAUUUCAUGACCGUCCAGUGGCAAAGGACCUCCGCAACGAAUUUCCUUCCGCGCCCGUAAAGAUAAUCGACACUCUUAAUCUUUCACUAAAUCAAAAUGUGUUGGCGACUCCUUUCUAUGAAAGCUCCAACAGCCACAUUUCUCGUCGCAUUUACAUUGUGCAUUCUGAAUAAUCAAACAGACGUUAAUGGAGAAGUCAUCACUCGAAGACCUUGCAGAAUGCCCUGCACGCGUGAAUACAAUCCUGUAUGUGGGACAGACGGGAAAACGUACGCCAAUCCAUGUGUGCUGAAAGCCAAAAACAUGUGCGAUGGCACUCGUGUCAGAAAAGCUUACAAUGGCAGAUGCGACUAUUAUGGGAGAAAUGAGUUGGCUUUUUAUCCAUCGCGAUUAUCGACGAAAAGUCAAAUAUUUGAAAAUUAUUACAGAGAUCAAUUUUCUUAUUUUGAAAUUGAAUAAAAUGAAUCGAUUCAG